Colossoma macropomum (tambaqui) is the source of this 2618-nucleotide messenger RNA. RefSeq names its product meprin A subunit beta. Gene Ontology annotation, molecular function: protein binding; zinc ion binding; metalloendopeptidase activity. Gene Ontology annotation, biological process: proteolysis. Bases 188 to 2341 code for a protein of 717 amino acids. The record is from RefSeq and is a predicted model, not a curated record. Lineage: Eukaryota; Metazoa; Chordata; Actinopteri; Characiformes; Serrasalmidae. The transcript has 14 exons. Gene Ontology annotation, cellular component: membrane.
CAGAUUUCAGCCUCACGCCUCCUUUACAACCCCAAAGGGGUACACUAAGUGUCCACAGAUCAAAGUUAAUUUUAGCAUUCGUCUUGAGCUUCAGCUCCUCACCGUACGUUCAAGAUGAAGUGCAAGGCUGCAGUUUGGGCUUUAACUUUUUACAUCAUAUGCCCUCCUUGACUGUGAAGUCAUAUGCAUGCCAACAUCCAAAGUAUCCAAAGUCAUCGAGUUCGAUGUAGAUGGUGGUAAAGCGGAUCUCUUUGAUGUUAAUGAAGCGGCUGGUCUCGACCUGUUCGAGGGAGAUAUCGUGUUAGAGAGACAAGGACGGAACUCCAUCAUCGGGGAUCAGUACUUGUGGCCGAAGACGGUUCCCUACUAUUUCGAGGAUGAUCUGGACAUCAAUGCCAAAGGGGUCAUAAUGAAGGCCUUUGAACAGUAUCGCUUGAAGACAUGCAUUGACUACAAACCCUGGAGUGGAGAGGAGAACUAUAUCUCUGUGUUCAAAGGCAAUGGGUGCUUCUCAUCUGUUGGGAAUCGUCAUGUGGGAAAGCAAAGUUUGUCCAUUGGUUCAGGAUGUGACCGUAUUGCCACCGUUGAGCACGAGUUCCUCCACGCUUUGGGCUUCUGGCACGAGCAGUCCCGCUCUGACCGGGAUGAUUACGUCACCAUCAUGUGGGAUCGCAUUUUAGAAGGCAGGGAGCACAAUUUCAACAUAUACAAUGACACCACAUCCAGCAAUCUGAACGUGCCUUACGACUAUGGUUCCAUGAUGCACUACAGCAAGACCGCCUUCCGUAAUGGCACUGAGCCCACCAUCGUCACCAAGAUUCCUGCCUUCAGUGAUGUUAUCGGCCAGCGUAUGGAGUUCAGCGACAGUGACCUGCUGAAGCUCAACCGGCUCUACAACUGCACACGCGGCUCCACUUUCUUGGACACCUGCGACUUUGAGCAGGAGAAUAUUUGCGGGAUGAUCCAAGGUCACGACGACAUGGCAGACUGGGAACGUGUCAGCAUGGCAACCGGCGGACCUGAUACUGACUACUCUAACAUGGGGCAAUGCACUGGGAGGGGCUACUUCAUGCACUUCAGCACUAUCAAUGGCAAUGGAGGGGACACUGCUAUGUUGGAAAGUAGGUUGUUGUAUCCUAACCGAGGUUACCAGUGUCUGCAGUUCUUCCACUACCACAGUGGAAACCCCAGUGACCAGCUGGCCAUUUGGGUGCGAGAGUACGACGAGGCCAACCCUAACGGCACACUACGCUUCAUUCAGCAAAUCGAUGGACCUCCUGAGGAUCUGUGGCAGCUCCACUAUGUUACCCUGGACGUUUCCAAGAAGUUCCGUGUGGUGUUUGUGGGCACCAAAGGUUCCGGAAGCUCCACGGGUGGGCUUUCCUUGGAUGACAUCAACUUGUCUGAGACCACCUGCCCAGAACAUGUGUGGCGGAUCAAGAACUUUAAGAGUGUGAUGGAAAACACACCAAUAGGCACUGCCAUCUACAGCCCUCGCUUCCAGUCCAAGUACGGCUACACGUUCCAGAUGGGGUUGUAUCCCAAUGGUUCUGAAGACUCUCUUGGGGAGCUGGGAGCCUACGCCCAUCUGACGUCCGGAGAUGAUGGGGUCGACGCUGGUCUCGUCUGGCCCUGCCCGUGGAAGCAGAUGACUAUGAUGCUGAUGGACCAGAACGCAGACAUCCGCAGACGCAUGUCCAACCAAAGAAGCGUCACGACUGACCCUACUGAGGUGGCAGAAGGAUCAGAAAUACUUUUCUGGGAUGACCCACGUAAAGUGGGCAUGGAAGUGACGGAGUCAGAUGGCACUAAGUAUUUCAGGGGUCCUGGACGAGGAACUCCGGUGUACCUGACCCAGGCCAGAGCACUCAGCAGGGACUUCAUCAAGGGUGGAGACGCCAUCUUCCUUCUCACCAUGGAAGAUAUAUCCUACCUGGUGCCUUCUCAGCCCCUCCCCUCAUCAACAGCCCCUCCCACGAGUGAAACUCCCACCACCACGACCACAAACACGACCGCGACCACGACCACGACCACAUCUCCUCAUGAUCCAUGUGCCACAGUGACGUGUGAGAAUGACGGGGUUUGUGUGAAGGACAGUGCGACACAAGCGGUGUGCAGGUGUGCGGUUGGGGGAGACUGGUGGUACUACGGCGACAGGUGUCAGUUUAAAAGCUCGACUCAGGAGAACGUGGUCACGGCGGUCGUGGCCUCGGUCGUGAUCUUCGUCGUCAUGCUGGUGGUGACGGUGGUGAGCGUGGUGUGUCUGAAGAAGAAGUACACGCGGAAGAUGAACGAGAUGGGUGGCGGCAUCGUCAUGAAUAACAUGUCUAUAAAAUCCUGAAGCUUUUAAUACACAUUCCAUUAAUAACGCAGAGGAACUCAUAAUUAACCUGUGCUUCAGGACGCCUGUGGGCUCUCGCUGUAAUUGGUUCUCAGGUAAAUUACCUGAGGGCUCAAAUCAGAUCAGCAUGCAUUUCAGAGAUGCAUCGUUUAAGGAUCUUCUUCAUUUCCAUAUAUAUUUGAUUCCGGCAAACUUCAAUUGCCUCUUUUUUAAUGUGAAUUUUUUCUGCCGUAUUUUAAUUGUAUGUGACUCAGUAAAUAUCUUGUUGUUAAUUCAG